This is a messenger RNA of Zychaea mexicana, 644 nucleotides long. RefSeq lists its product as uncharacterized. The transcript has a single exon. NCBI's taxonomy places the organism in Eukaryota, Fungi, Mucoromycota, Mucoromycetes, Mucorales, Lichtheimiaceae. The record is from RefSeq and is a predicted model, not a curated record. The annotation marks the transcript as partial.
AUCAAUACAGCAGGAAUUUGAUUUACAGCAGCUUCAUGUCUUUAAUAAAUAAUUUACUUUUGGGAAAACAGUCUGUACUGAUAUUGACUACUUCAGUCGCUUUUUUUUGAGUUUAUCUAAUGUCCACUUAUGUCACGCGUGGUAACAUUUCUUGUAAUCUCAACAUGCUGUCAGUCGCUGCACCUUUUCUAGCAACAAGUCGAAGUCUAAUAUCCGAUUUUUUCAGCUGCACUUACCACUGCUUUCAAAUAAAUAACAGAACGAAUGCCUCUGGAUACACGAUGUCUCACCCGUUGACGAAUUGACAGCUUCAACUGCUAUGAGCAGUGAUUCUAUGAUGUGCUUGGGAUUUACGCUAAGGUGCCAAGUAUCAUUCGCUCUACUCGCCAUCAUGCAAACUUCGCCUUCCUGCAUAUCUUCAGUAGCCAUCUAUCGGCAAGACUGUUAUAGCAAGCACUAUUCAUCGCACACUCACUCCAAACGAUUCGCAUUCACCACGGACAUAGCUUUCAAGGCAACGGUCACGGACCCCAGAGUCUAUAUAAUGCUAUUGGCGGCGUCGAAUAGCUAACAACGCUACGACUGGUGCCAAAUGCUGGUGACCAAUUACGGCGCUGCUGUCUACAUGUUUCAUGCGUUUUCUG